AUGCGAUCAUUAUCAUAUGCUUUUCGCGUUGGACACAAUACCAUCAAAAUAGUGUCAGAGACUUGCGAAGUCAUUUGGAAUUGUUUGAAAAAUACCGUUUUUAUAAAAAACAAUGAAAACAGCUGGCAAAAUGUUGCCGAUAAUUUUGAACGGUUUUGGAAUUAUCCCAACUGUAUAGGAGCCAUCGAUGGGAAACAUGUAACCUUACAGGCUCCCGUGAAUUCCGGUUCGACAUAUUUUAACUAUAAAGGAAACCAUAGUAUCAAUCUCCUAGCAAUUAGCGAUUCAAAAUAUCGUUUUAUUGUGGUUGACAUUGGAGGUGAAGGCAGACAGAGUGAUGGAGGAGUUUUUCGAAACAGCCUUAUGGGAAAUUAUUUUGAAAGUGCUUUAUUAAAACUGCCAAAUCCUAAGCCAGUUGAGAUUGAUGGACCAGCUCUCCCUUAUGUGCUGCUAGCAGAUGAGGCCUUCCCUUUGACAAACUAUAUGAUGAGGCCGUACCCACGGAGUAGCAGGCUAAAUUUGCCAAAAAAGGUGUUUAACUACAGACUCAGUCGAGCAAGAAGAGUAGUAGAAAAUGCUUUUGGAAUAUUAGCGGAAAGAUGGAGAAUCUACAGAAAGCCAAUAACAUCAAGCGUUGCUAAUGCGAAGAAAAUUGUUCAAGCAACAAUAGUGUUGCAUAAUUUUAUUAUUAAUAAUGAAGAACAAAUGCAGUUACAGCAUAGAUAUACGCACAUUACUAAUGACGGAGAUCAUUCAACGACUUCUACCGGGCUUUGCUCAUUAUCAAUUUGUCGAGGAAGAACAUCUCAAAGUGGAAUUGAAGUUCGAAACGCAUAUACUGCAUUCUUUAAUGGAAAUGGUGCAUUACCUUUCCAAUGGGAAAAAGCUAUGCAGAAUAAUUUUUAA
Monomorium pharaonis (pharaoh ant) is the source of this 906-nucleotide messenger RNA. RefSeq names its product protein ALP1-like. Bases 1 to 906 code for a protein of 301 amino acids. Lineage: Eukaryota; Metazoa; Arthropoda; Insecta; Hymenoptera; Formicidae. The transcript is spliced from 2 exons. The record is from RefSeq and is a predicted model, not a curated record.